UUUUGUACAGGAAGAGAAUGAAAGAUUAAAGAAAGCAAUGGAGAGUGGAGGUGUUAUUGUGCAGAAUGCAGCUGGCAUGUCACCAGAAGAGAUUGAAAAAAUGCGUAAACAGAUGGAAGAAGAGAUUCGAGCUCAGUUAGUGGCAAACCAACAAAUGAUUGCAGAUGAGGAGACAGCAGAAAACUGGGACACAAAGUUAGCAGAAGCUCGAAGGGAAGCACAAGAAUUGGAUGCUGGAGGCAAAGGAAAUGCUGCACGUAGACAGAGAGAGAUACAUCUGGUCAACUUGAAUGAGGAUCCUAUGUUGUCCGGUGUUAUUGUUCACUUUUUAAAGGAAGGACAGACAAGGAUAGGCAGGAAAGAUGCCCAACAAUUGCCUGACAUAUGUCUCAGUGGUUUAAGUAUACUAAAGCAGCAUGCUGUUUUAACAUGUAACAAUGGAAUGGUGCAGCUGGAACCAGUGGCUGGGUCCGGCACAAAAACAAAAGUCAAUGGUGUAGUGGUAACUGGAAUGACAAAGCUCACACAUAAAGACAGGCUUCUCUUUGGUUCAAACCAUCUUUAUGUUUUUAUGAACCCAAAGAACACUGAGACAACAGAAGAGUUACCUGCAGAAAUAACUUGGGAGUUUGCCCAGAAAGAGAUAGCACAAGUUAAAGGAUUUGCUACAGCCACAGGGGCUGGCUUGUCCAAAG
Messenger RNA from Mercenaria mercenaria, 695 nucleotides. RefSeq names its product kinesin-like protein KIF28. Gene Ontology annotation, cellular component: adherens junction. Gene Ontology annotation, biological process: regulation of protein localization. The record is from RefSeq and is a predicted model, not a curated record. The transcript is spliced from 5 exons. Gene Ontology annotation, molecular function: cell adhesion molecule binding. Lineage: Eukaryota; Metazoa; Mollusca; Bivalvia; Venerida; Veneridae. The annotation marks the transcript as partial.